Molecule: messenger RNA, 1382 nt
Organism: Suncus etruscus (white-toothed pygmy shrew)
Lineage: Eukaryota; Metazoa; Chordata; Mammalia; Eulipotyphla; Soricidae
Gene: NPC2
Product: NPC intracellular cholesterol transporter 2
Exons: 4
Coding region: 223-675 (150 amino acids)
Biological process (GO): cholesterol efflux; intracellular cholesterol transport
Molecular function (GO): cholesterol binding
Source: RefSeq, a predicted model, not a curated record
GCCCCUGGGGCAAAAGAUGGUUUUGCAAUCGCAUCUUCUUCCCUGACUUUGGCCAAGUUGGGAUUCGUCUGGCCCGAACUCGCUCGGCUCGGAGGUGGAUCGAGGGCGGGUCUCGGCUCUGGUUGCAGACGACCGGUCGCCUGACUGGGCUCCGCCCAGGCUUUCCGGUCAGAUUUAUCCCGUGACCCCAGACUUCCCGGGUCUGUCUCAUUCGCAGCCACCAUGCACUCACUGGCCUGGCCUGUCCUGCUCCUGGGGCUCUUUGCCUGCGCUCGAGCCGAGCCCGUCAAGUAUGCCAACUGCACCGAGCCGAUGGUUGGAUUUCUAAAGGACUUACAUGUGGAUCCUUGCCCUAAAUGGCCCUGCAUACUGAAAAAAGGAGAGACCUACAGCAUCAAUACUACUUUCAUCAGCAAUACGAAUUCUCAAAACUGCACAGCUGUGGUGGCAGGUAUCAUAAUGGAUAUGCCAGUUCCCUUUCCCAUUCCUGAGCCAGAUGGUUGUAAGAGUGGAGUUAGCUGCCCCAUCCAAAAAGGCAAUACCUACAGCUACCUUAAUAAGCUACCAGUGAAGAAAGAAUACCCCUCUAUAAAUGUGGUGGUGCAGUGGAAACUUCUUGAUGACAAAAAACGUCCUCUUUUCUGCUGGCGAAUACCAGUACAUAUUGAAUCCUAGAGUUACAUGGUGCUGUUCUGUCCAUGUGGGUGCAAGAGAGCCUAGGUGGAAAGAGGGAAGGAAAAAUCAAGCAUAAACUAAAUCAGUGUUGGGACCUCUGAGAUGUAGCUCAGCAGUCUAGAGCAUUUGCCUAGCAUGUAAGGAGGGCCUGGGUUCAAUUCCCAGCACCUUCCAGAAAAAAAUGCAAAAAAAAAAGUCCUAAACUAAGUCUGUGCUAUGCUGUUCUCUUGUACUUAACCUCCAAAAAACUUCUAAGACUGUAUCCUGGUAGCUCAGGUGGUUGGUUACCCUUGUGAUACUCUUUGCAGAAGAACUGAGGGAAUGUUAAGGAGUGAGACAGGAGGGAUUGAUUUAAUUUUCUUAGUGUGUUUUGCUAUUGGAAGAAAGAGCGUCCAGCCUGACAGGACCCAAGUGAGGCUGCUUAGGGCUGAUUUCUUGACUCCCACAGCAGAGGACAGGGUGCAAAGCACAUCUAUCAAGCUGGGAUCCAUCAAACAACUUCUGCGAUUUGCUCCUCUGGCAGUGCCUCCUAAGACCAGUGUAUCCAGCCCACCACCUACUGAGGCCUUACCUUCAGUGCUGGACUGUGGAACCUGGGAGGGAAGGUGCCACGACUGAAACUCCUCUCUGGAUGACUGUUAUUGUUUCCCAUCUCCUUUUUCUGUCUUUGGGGGUUUCAUUAAAUGCAGCAUCUUUUGACUAACAAA